GAAAUAUUUUUCCUGGUGGAUUCUUCGUCUUCUAUUUGGUAUCGAGAUUAUACAAAACAGAGCGAAUUCGUUGCGAACGUUGUCGAUAAAUUUACAAUAUCUCCUAACAAAACCCGCGUUGGAUUAGCGGUGUUUUCUACUGGGUACCGACAACUUAUCGCCCUUGAUCAAUAUUACGAUAAAGAGGACAUAAAAACUGCUAUUAAGAACAUACCUUACAUGACGGGGGAUACUUAUACCGACAGAGCUCUUAAUAAAAUGAGAACCGAGGCCUUCCAUGCGAACAACGUUCGAGAAGGUGUCAUCAAAAUAGGAAUCCUGCUGACUGACGGCAAAUCCAGGUUUUCGGAUAAAACUAUCCAAGAGGCAGAACUUACCAGAAAAGAUGGAAUAUUUCUGUUCGCCGUUGGAAUUGGUAAUAAAACUGAUUUUAAAGAACUGAUUGCUAUUGGAAGCGAUCCGAAAGAGAAUUUCGUAUUUCAAGUUGGAAGUUUCGAUGUUUUGGCCCAAAUCCGACAGAAACUGGCCUGGAAGGCAUGUGAAGGUAAGUAA
Lottia gigantea (owl limpet) is the source of this 552-nucleotide messenger RNA. RefSeq lists its product as hypothetical. NCBI's taxonomy places the organism in Eukaryota, Metazoa, Mollusca, Gastropoda, Lottiidae. The transcript has a single exon. The record is from RefSeq and is a predicted model, not a curated record. The annotation marks the transcript as partial.